UGCUGCGAUUGUAGAGCGUAGAGCCAGAGCGUCAAAUGAAGGAGAUGCAGGGCUGCGUUCAGAUUCCCCACUCGAGUGUUUCCAGGUAUCAUUUUAUCCUUGUUAUUUACUGAAUGUUAAACAAGGAUAAAACUACACCUGAGAACACUCGGGUGAGGAAUUUGAACGCACCCUAGGGCAUCUUUGAUGUUCGAACAUGUUUAGCGCGCGAGCGUAUGUGAGUCGCAAUUGUCGCGAGUCCUGUUGAGUCCUAUUCCAUCUUUCGUCGUGCACCGUCCUAUUCUGCUGCUGAUUUCCGUCGGUUAUCCGCUGAUUAUUCAUCACAACUACAGGUUCACAAAACUUAAUUAGUCUCUCAGCAGAAGUUCAAUUCUUUGACUUCUUAUAUUUAAGUUAUUUGGAGCUGUAACAAUCUGUCCUUUUAUUAUAGUUGAUACACUUUUGGCUGCACGGAAUGCUCGGAAUGGAUAUAUUAUAUCUUCCAAUUAUGAAACAGAAUAUGAAUUUGGUCGUAGCAAACGUAAAAAAAAUAAGCGACAACAGUUUUCAUCUGAUGAUUCUUUCUCGACAAAAAAGAGACUUAAAAAUAAUUCAACUUCUGAUGAUUCGGAUUUUAAUGGAGAUGAUGGUGCUAGACAAGAAUUUAGAUGUAAACAAAGUGCUUCUUCUCUACCACUUAUCUCCUUACAAUCACAAAAUAAAGCUGAGAAAAGUACUAAAGAUAGCAACACAACAAAAAUUGAAAUAGUACAUAAGAAUAAUAAUAAUAAUUUAAAAAAAAGGAAUGACACAAUGUUAAUGUCUUAUCAAAAUACCAAAUCUAAAAAGAAUCUUUUACUUAUAAAAAUACGUCAAGCAAAAAAAGAAACUUCAGCUAUGAAUAAGAAGGAAACUUCAGUUAUCAUAGAGACAGCAAGACAAAAACAAAAAUGUUUGAUAGAAGACAACAAAAAGAUAGUAUCUGAUGCUGCAAAGAAAAAUAUUGAUUCUAAUAUUCAACGCAAAAAUUUUUCGAUGAAAGUUCAGAAUAUGAAGAAAGUAUCAUCAAAAAAUAAUGCAUCUAAAAAGACAAAUGCAAGAUCGAUAAGUUUAGAAAUGCCAAGUACAUCAAAGGAUAAUUGUAUGAUAUCUAAAUAUGAUACAUUUGGUGAAGAAUUAUCAUUUUCAAUGCACAAUGUAUCUCCAUUAGAAUUACGUGAAAUGAGUCCGAUUACUUCUCAUGUAACAACAUUUACUUCUACACCCCGUUCAUCCCGUUUAUCAGGUAGUGCAUUAGCAGGUGUGUCUGACGUAGUCUUUGAUACAAAAGCUUUUGAGAAAAAGAUGUAUACAUUAAAUCAAGAAAUUAGUAGUAAAUUGAACGGAGUGAGUCCCAGAUAAGCGCACAGUAAUAAACGGACACAGCAAGCUGAG
Molecule: messenger RNA, 1413 nt
Organism: Monomorium pharaonis (pharaoh ant)
Lineage: Eukaryota; Metazoa; Arthropoda; Insecta; Hymenoptera; Formicidae
Exons: 5
Coding region: 793-1380 (195 amino acids)
Source: RefSeq, a predicted model, not a curated record